AUGACAGGAGUCGUGACGGAGGUGAUUAUGAAGGUGCGACCACGGCCUCCGUGUCAGAAGUAUGGCUCAGUGGUGUUCUCCGGCUUCGAGACGGGCGUGGCCUGCCUGAGGGAGGUUGCCAGGCAACGCUGCGCACCCGCCUCCAUCCGCCUCGUCGACAACGAACAGUUCAUCUUCGGACAAGCUCUCAAACCAGAGGUAAACUCGAUUAUACAGUCGUUUGUUGACGGCAUAAAAAAGAUCUACUUAACGAAGUGGAAAGGCUUCGAUCCGAAACAAAUGUGCGUCGCAACGCUACUGUUCGAGGGAACCCACAAGGAUGUGGAAGUGCAAGAGAAAAAAGUGUAUGAAAUUGCUUCUAUGUUUGGGGGACUGCCAGCAGGCGAGGAAAAUGGGCAGAGAGGCUAUGACUUGACCUUUCUCAUCGCCUACAUAAGGGAUCUCGGCUUUCACUACGGCGUGAUCUCGGAGUCGUUUGAGACGAGCGUUCCAUGGGACAGGGUCGUUGACCUCUGCCGUAAUGUCAAGGACAGACUGCACAGGGAAUGCAAGGCUAGGGGCAUUCCACAUCCACCUUUCGCUUCGUGCAGAGUUACGCAGCUGUACGAUGCAGGUGCUUGUGUUUACUUCUACUUUGCUUUCUGCAUUCGUGGCCUCGCUAAUCCAGUAAGCGUCUAUGAGGAGAUAGAGACUGCUGCAAGAGACGAGAUUUUGGCUUGUGGAGGCAGCAUUUCCCAUCAUCAUGGCGUCGGCAAGCUGAGGCAGAGGUGGCUAGCGCAGACGGUCUCCGGCGCCGGACUAGGUCUGCUGAGGGCUGUCAAGCAACACCUGGAUCCCCAGAACAUCUUCGGUUCCGGAAACUUGCUCGGCGCCGCCGCCGCCGCCGGACCCGCGUCGAAACUGUGAUGCGAUCGCUGCUGACGCUGCGCUACGGUAGCGCCACCUGUGAGCCUCGUCGUGGGGCCGCGGGACGUCGCGCUUCGUGCAUAGAUCGAUUAACGAGUGUGCGGAUUUCGAGUCGACGCGUGCAGAGUUCGAUGACUUUUUGCAAUUUUUUUAAUUUUUGCAAUGUUGAUGUUGCCGAUGGCACGUGCUGUGUGUCUGUGCUUUUGAUUUAGCGUGUACGCGAAACAUCACGCUAGUUAGAGCGCUAGAAUUUCUUUUGUUUAUGGACAGCUUCAGUUGUGUUGCGGACUAGGAUGCACAUCAGUGCUUACUUUGUGUGUUUAUGCCGUCAUAAGUUGAUGUGGUUAUACACCAGAUGGCAGCAGCUGAUGUUGCCGUGCAGAAAUUUUGUUGAAGCCACGUGAAAGGUUAUUGUCUUUUGCCUAGCUUACGGUGUGCCAAUUUCUUACGAAAUAAUUUCUGCUAACUUGAGUAGUUGUGUGCUUGGCAUAGAUACGGGUGGUAGGUGCAUGAGUUCUGAACUGCCUAAAUAAUGGCUUGAUGCUGAAUUAGUACAUUUAGCCCGAAAUCUGCUUCUGUGAUGCUACUUUGUGAUAUAAGGACUAUCGUGAAGGUAACCGGUUGUUCAGCUUGUGCAAAAAUUCUGUGAAAUCUGUGGGAAGUAAAACCUUUCCCCACCAAUCCAGCUCUUCUAGUGGAUUUAAAAAAACCAUUCGUUUAAAACAGAGUGGCAUUGAAUAAAAUAUUUAUUUACGUACAUGAUUUGCUUGAAUAAUAAAUAAUCAAAAACUA
Priapulus caudatus is the source of this 1698-nucleotide messenger RNA. RefSeq names its product alkyldihydroxyacetonephosphate synthase, peroxisomal-like. Bases 1 to 906 code for a protein of 301 amino acids. NCBI's taxonomy places the organism in Eukaryota, Metazoa, Priapulida, Priapulimorpha, Priapulimorphida, Priapulidae. The transcript is spliced from 8 exons. Gene Ontology annotation, molecular function: flavin adenine dinucleotide binding; alkylglycerone-phosphate synthase activity. Gene Ontology annotation, biological process: lipid biosynthetic process. The record is from RefSeq and is a predicted model, not a curated record.